CGGAGAAUAAGUUUGCUGGAAGCAGUUUAUACAACACAAACGAAAAUUAAAAUGUCUUUCAAGGAUGUCAGAGAUCUCUCGGAGCACCUGAAGCUGCUCGGCUACCCGAACAACAUUCCUAUUUCGGUGCUGAACACACCCUACGGAGGACCGGAAAGCUUCAAAGCCUACUCCGACAUACUGACGUGGCUGAUCAGUCGACUGGAACCAAGUUUGGGCCUCGCGGGUGGUACCCGCACCGAACAGGAUCGGGUUCUGUUCGUCCGCUCCGCUACAGAGUUUCUCGUCACCAAAUCCAGCAUCAAGGUAAACCCCCGCAAGUUGUACGCAAGUUCGGCCGCGGCCGCCAAGGAACUGCUCAAGGUAACCACGCUGCUGAUCGCGUCGCCCAAGGUGAGCGAGCGCGAUGAGGAAUCGAUCCGAUCGCACGUGGAGAUCGAUCUGUCCGACAAGACGGACGACCUGAAGAAGGUACGCGGACUGUCGUCCGAGCUGACGAACCGUGGGGCGGCGUUGUACGAUUUGUUGAAAAAAGAGCUUGUCAACAGGGAGACCCGCACCCGCCAGUCGACUCGUCCGCUGGAGCUGGCCACGGUCGAGAAGGUUAUCAAAUCGGCGAUUGCUUCGCUGGAAUCGAAGCUUGUCACCUCGAAAGGUACCCUGGAAAGCUUGAAGGUUGAGAAUGGAAAUCUGGCUUCGAAAAUACAGCGCAGAUCUUCCGAGUUGGAACGAUCGAAACAACGGCUGCAGGCGCUGCAAAAAGUUCGACCGGCUUAUUUGGAAGAGUUUGAAAAGUUGGAAGGUGAGCUGAGGACCCUCUACGAGCAGUACAUCAUUCGGAUUCGCUGUGUUGACGCACUGAAGUCACAGCUGAUCAGCAAGAAUCGCACCCCGACGCCCACUUCUCCGAUUGCGAAAAUGGCCGACAGCAGCAUGACGAUUCUGCCCGAAGGGCUGAUGGAUUCGGACGAUGAAAACGAGGACGAAAUCGAUGAUUUUGACGAUCGGGAGGACGUGAAGCUCAAGUCGGACAAACGUGUGCUACGCAGUGAAUUGCUAAACAGGGACCGUGGCUCCACUCGAUUCAGGACCAGAAACCCGGAGGGUGCGGGCCCAUCUGUGAGUGGCCGGAAUCGAGCUCGAAUGAUCGGAGGGAUGAACGAUGAUUUGGGUCCACUCGAUAGUUCACUUGGUAGCUCGGCCGAAUCGGGAAGUGACCUCGAAAUGGAUGGGAAUGGACUUAUCGAUGGGCUUCGCUCCGACGAUGACGACGACGAAGACGACGAGAGCUUGACGAAGUUGGCUCGAGAGAACUCCAACCUCAAUCGAAGCACAAAGCAGGACCAAAGCGACGAAGAUUUCUAAGUGCGACGUUCCAUUUGUUUUUCAUAAUUUAUUACUUUGUUUAAAACAAGAUAAAAUGUACAGAGAUUUACAAGAAUUAUCUGUAUUAAUGUCCUUAGAAACGCGUUAAAAUUAAUUUGAGCAGACGUUGCGAUCCCUUCUUACCUUCUAUCGUCAUUUCGUAGUCAACUACAUGUGCACAUCGUUGUAACGCUCAAAGUU
Molecule: messenger RNA, 1566 nt
Organism: Toxorhynchites rutilus septentrionalis
Lineage: Eukaryota; Metazoa; Arthropoda; Insecta; Diptera; Culicidae
Gene: Cluap1
Product: clusterin-associated protein 1
Exons: 3
Coding region: 52-1365 (437 amino acids)
Biological process (GO): cilium assembly
Cellular component (GO): intraciliary transport particle B; cilium; centrosome
Source: RefSeq, a predicted model, not a curated record